AUGACCAAACGUGUCGUCCGCGUUGCACUCCUCAUCUGCGACACUCCACCCGACGUGGUCCAGAAGGACAACGGAACCUACUUUGAGAUCUUCCGUCGCUGGCUCGAGGACGCCCUCAAGGCAUACCCUGACGCCGAUAUCGCUACCAACACUCAACUCGUCCUCGACCCCUACAAUGUUGUUGACAAGCUCGAGUUCCCCUCUUACGACCGCCUCCGAGUCGGCGCUCCGGAUGCGUAUGACGUUGUGAUGCUCACCGGUUCCAAGCACACCGCGUACGACACCACCUCGCAUUUUGGGCCACAGCUCAUCGAGUGGAUGCGCAACCUGGCCAACGCCCCAGACUUCCAGCAUGUCAAGGUUAUUGGUGUGUGUUACGGCCACCAGAUCUUGUCGCUGGCACUCGGAGGCGAGUGCCAGCAGGGGACUAAUGGCUGGGAAGUUGGAGUGUAUGGGUGUGGCAUGACCGAGGAUGGUCGCUACUGGUGGUCCGACUCGGUUGUGCCCAACGGUGACUCGAAGAUUUACGUCGAGCAGAUGCACAAGGACGUUGUCACCAAGGUGCCACCAGGGUGUGACCUUCUCCUCCGCUCGGACAAGUACCCCGUCCACUCGUUUGUCAAGAAGCACGCUGCUUCCACGCCCGAGAAGCCCCUCGCCCAGAUCCUCACCAUCCAGGGCCACCCCGAGUUCACACCUGGCAUUGUCAGCGGCCUCGUCGAAUUGCGCUCGUCAGCUGGCAUCUUCAACACCGACGUGGCGGCCGAAGCGCGCAGACGUCUGGGUGGCAAGGAUGGCACCGGUGGCGAGGGCGAGGGCCGUCUGGGCUGGGCGAUCUGGCGCGUCAUGCUCCAGGACCUCCCAGCCAAUGUCGGCAACUACGUGACUGACGAGUCUCGCUAUGCCUCUAUUGACAAGCUGCUGGACCGAGAGGGCCCGCUGACCGAUGGUUAUGAGGGUGCUGAAGCAGCCAAGGAGUUCCUUCGCCGCAAAUGCAAGAUUCUUGUGAUUGGCGCGGGCGGUCUGGGCUGCGAGAUCCUCCAAGACCUCGCACUCACCGGCUUCGGCAACAUUCACGUCAUCGACAUGGACACUAUUGACAUCUCGAACCUCAACCGCCAGUUCCUCUUCCGCGAGGCCGACGUUGGCAAGUCCAAGGCCGAGUGCGCAGCUGCAUUCAUUAACAAGCGCGUGCCCGGAGUUAAGGUGACGCCGCACCACAGCAAGAUCCAGGACCACCCCGACUCGUUCUACAUGCAAUUCAACAUCGUCAUUGCUGGCCUUGACUCUGUGUCGGCUCGGCGCUGGAUCAAUGCCAAGCUGGUAGAGCUGGUCGAUAUGGAGAACCCUGAGAGUCUCAAGCCUCUGAUUGACGGCGGCACCGAGGGCUUCAAAGGCCAGUCGCGCGUUAUCCUUCCCACAAUCUCGUCGUGCUACGAAUGCUCACUCGACAUUCACACGCCCCCCACCGCCUUUCCCAUCUGCACCAUCGCCAACACGCCCCGUCUGCCGGAGCACUGCAUCGAGUGGGCGAGCGUUCUCGAGUGGCCACGACUCCGCAAGGACAUCAAGCUGGACACGGACGAUCCGGACCACAUCCAGUGGCUGUACGACAAGGCGUCGACGCGCGCUGCGGCUUUCAACAUUGAGGGCGUCACGUGGGCCCUCACGCAGGGCGUCGUCAAGAACAUUAUCCCAGCUAUUGCGAGCACGAACGCGAUCAUUGCGGCGUCGUGCUGCAACGAGGCUUUCAAGAUUGCCACGAGCUGUGCUCCGAUGCUGAACAAUUACAUGCUUUACAACGGCAACGACUCGCUGUACACGUUUACAUGGGAGUACGAGAAGCGGCCUGACUGCCCCGUGUGCGGCGGUGAGAGCAUGGAGGUCGAGGUCAAGCGCGAAUGGACACUCGAGCAGCUCAUGGAGUGGCUGUCGGUGCAGCAGAAGCUGUUGGUGAAGCGCCCUGGGUUCAUGUACUCUACAGGAGACCCACUGUUCAUGUGGGGCCCGCCGCAGAUCCACGAGCAGACCAAGGGCAACCUGCAGAAGCUCGUGUCCGAUCUAGUGCCCGAAGGCGAUGAGAUCAUUGUGACGGACCCCAACCUGCCGUUCCACCUCAUGAUCAAGGUGACGUAUGCGUAG
Molecule: messenger RNA, 2142 nt
Organism: Cutaneotrichosporon cavernicola
Lineage: Eukaryota; Fungi; Basidiomycota; Tremellomycetes; Trichosporonales; Trichosporonaceae
Gene: uba3
Exons: 8
Coding region: 1-2142 (713 amino acids)
Biological process (GO): protein neddylation
Cellular component (GO): cytoplasm; nucleus
Molecular function (GO): NEDD8 activating enzyme activity
Source: RefSeq, a predicted model, not a curated record